This is a messenger RNA of Serpula lacrymans var. lacrymans S7.9, 1185 nucleotides long. RefSeq lists its product as uncharacterized. Gene Ontology annotation, molecular function: DNA binding. Gene Ontology annotation, cellular component: nuclear membrane complex Bqt3-Bqt4. Gene Ontology annotation, biological process: meiotic attachment of telomere to nuclear envelope; mitotic telomere tethering at nuclear periphery. The record is from RefSeq and is a predicted model, not a curated record. Bases 1 to 1185 code for a protein of 394 amino acids. Lineage: Eukaryota; Fungi; Basidiomycota; Agaricomycetes; Boletales; Serpulaceae. The transcript is spliced from 5 exons.
AUGCCGCUACGACCUACGCUUCCUCUUCGGCACGAAAAUCCUCAUCUGAAGACUCUCGAUUCGGACAAAUUACCACCUGUAAAGUAUCAAAUGCUUGAUCGUGACGGACACGAGGUUUUGGUUGGUCGGAUGAAGAUUCCAACGCCUACGGGACAUGCAUUCAUACUUCGUCGGUUUGACACUGGCGCCAUCAGCCUCACAACGAUGUUCCGCGCUGCAUUUCCCACCGCUGGCGACAUCGAGGAGAAGAAGGAGAUAGCAUGGGUGAAGGAGGCAUAUGACCUCUCAGGGAAUAACGGCUCUCUCAAAGAGCCUACAAUCAUCAGACUGGCGGGUACUUGGCUCAGCCCCGAAGUAGCUCUGCUUCCCGACUUUGCAGAAACGUAUAACCUCACCCAUGUUAUCCCUCACAUGGCCAAGGCUGUUCCUGACCCAAGUACUUCGUAUCGCCGUUCAACUAAGGCAAAUUCUACACCCAAAGCACAGACGCAAUCACCAGUGCAUCUUCCUACGCCUGCUCAGUCCAUGGUACUCCCGACGCCAAAACGGCGUCGAGAGUCCUCGCCAGCACCAGCGCCAGUACAGGCGCCACGACAAACUACCCCUACAUCUCUUCCUCCUCCGCGUAGAUCGGCUCGCACGAAGAGCCCAGCGCCUAUGCCUUUGCCGAUGGAGGUCAAGUCUCCGCGUAGCGUGAAGGCCACGAAGAUUUUAAGGGUAGCAGAAGUAGGCACUCCCGGUGGAUCGGAUGAGACCAUCGUAGAGGAAGAAGCAGAGACCAUUGAGAUCUCAAGGCCGAAUAUGAGCCAGGAUAUUGCGGAGCAAAAAGAGCUGAUCGACGGGCUGAAGGCCAAGCGUGAAGCAGCGAAAAAGAAGACGGAAGACGUGGUGAUGGACACGGAAAUGGAUAUGGAGGCCGAAGCGGAGGAUGCUGCACCAGCUUCUGUGGUGAAGAGACCACGGGAAGAAGAAGAGCAACAACCACUGCAAUUUGAGUUUAAAGAGCCAGAAGUCGAGGAAAGGCAAAUUGCCACUAACAAGAGGGUUGGGAUGUUCCAAAUGGGACCAAAGAAAAAGUCGUUUGCUUGGGGUGUCGCAGCAUUUGCGGAGCUAACUAUUCACGCAGGUCAUUCUUACCCAACUUCUUCUAGUGAAAACGAAUAUUAUCCUUCUCUCAAACCAUAA